AUGUUCCACCUCAAUGUUCGAAUGCAGCGUGUGGGCCAGGAGCUUGUCACAUGGUGGUACGACGUUCAACAGCUGGCCUUCUUGCACAACCUCAUCUUAAUCAAUUCCAAGCACAGCGACCUGAGAUGGCCUGACAUGGAUGCGUUUGUCAAGAUUCAUGGCAAGUCACAUAUUUUCCUGGCCACCGGCAUCUUGUCCGCAACCCAUUUCGCCCGCGAUUCGCGGGGUAGCGGACCAUUCCAUAAGCCCGAUGGCAAGAACGCUCGCAUGCUCAAGCCCACCACUACUGUCGCGAACUUGUUUUUCACCCAGUACGUUAGUGGCGGUAGUCCUGGCAAGGAUGUCGGGAUUGUGCACAUCGACAGCAUCCUGGACGAACUUUCCCAAAAAUCGAAGCUUGAAUCAUCGUCCAGCAAGAAGGGUCUUCAGCAGGGAGCCAACCCGGAACUGAGCCUCACCCGAAAGUGGUCAAAUUCCCAUAACGUCGACAUCCUGCAGCUUCUCGCCUCCAACAUUGUCCUCCUCAUCCAUCACGUUGCGCGAGGAUCGACCCAGUAUGGACGCGCGAUGGGACUGGGAGUCGGCGAAGGGGAGGAGCCGGUGAGUCGUAUUGUCAUGAGCGCGGGCGACGUCAUGCGGGACUACUUAAAGAAGAAUGGGGGUGUGACCUGCAAGGAGCUGCGCGUGUUCUGCAAGAACAAGAAGCCUAGCCAGGAUGAUGUGGCGUAUGAUGCGGGCGAUUCGGACGCGCUGAUAGAUUACUGGUUCAGUCUGGAGGAUGUUCUGGGUCCCAAGGGGAUCGUCUCGCUCAUGACGGGGAUUCCGGUGGCCUAG
This is a messenger RNA of Aspergillus uvarum CBS 121591, 834 nucleotides long. RefSeq lists its product as uncharacterized. The transcript is spliced from 2 exons. Lineage: Eukaryota; Fungi; Ascomycota; Eurotiomycetes; Eurotiales; Aspergillaceae. The record is from RefSeq and is a predicted model, not a curated record. Bases 1 to 834 code for a protein of 277 amino acids.